GGAUAAAACAAAUACAUCACGGUGGGCCCCACAGAGCUUGGGCCACGUCGUGCAAGGGAUAUCCCUGUGGCAACCGCAACAGGCAAUCUGCUUGCAAGGAAGAGGUUGUUAUACAGGUGAGGUGAUCAGUUCCGAAGCCACACAUGGCUUCUUCAGUCCCUGGCUUUUCGCUUCCCCAACCUUCCCUUCUCUUCCCAUCAGAUUACUCCACUCGCAGAUCACUCACCAGAAUUUCAACAUCUUCCAACCAAUUCCGACUCGAAUCUUCUCUUCCCGAGUCGUCCGAUUCCGCUUCCGCUGUAAAUGACGCCGACGACAACCCUGUGAAGCUCGCUUUCGCAAAAGCCAAGGCGUAUGAGAAAAACCCAAACCAGUCAGAUGCGAAUCCGUCGCAAAAACCCAUCAAAAUCGGCGAUGGCGAUGGUGAUGUUCCAGUUUCUGUUAAGCUUGCUAUGGAGAAAGCUAGAGAAUACAAGAAGAACAAAAGAGUCAUGGGUGGUGGAGGAAAUAUUACCGAGAAGCAGCAAUUUUCAGGAUUGGGGCAGAUGAAGGUGGAUAAUUUGAGAGAGGUGGUUGUUGAGAAGAUGGUUGAAAAGAAAGAAGAGGCAAAGAUUUCGAGUAUUGAUUUUUUGGGGUUCAAUUUCUCGGAUAAGAAGAAGACCAGGGGAAUGCCAGCGGGUUUGGUCACACCGGCAGAUCCUUUUCCAGAUGGAAAUCUGCCUGAGGUGGAAUUGAUCAUUGGGGAUGCCAGCAGAUUCGAGAAUGCAUCAGCAUUGAAUCCGAACCCGAUUGAAGAAGAUGAUGGUUCAGAACUCUACAAGCCCAAUGUUUCUACAUGGGGAGUCUUUCCAAGGCCUAGCAACAUUUCAAAGACGUUUGGUGGUGGGAGAGUUAUUCGGCCAGGAGAGGUGCUUGAAACUGCAGAAGAUAAAGCUGCCAAAGAAGCACGCACUAAACAAUUACUUGCAGCCUACAAGAAUAAGAUGGGCUUAAACAUUGAUGCAAAAACAAAACGGGAGUGUGAGAAGGCUCUGAAUGAUGGUGAUUCCUUGAUGGACGUUGGGAAGCUUGAAGAAGCAUUACCCUAUUAUGAAAAAGUAAUGGAGGACUUGGUCUUUCAGAGUGAACUUCAUGGAUUGGCAGCUUUGCAAUGGUCUAUCUGUCAAGACUCACUUAAUGCAUUUCAAAUGGAUGGCAGGCCAAAUGAGGCCCGUGCUAUGUAUGAGAAGCUCCAAUCUCACCCAAAUGUCCAAGUGAGCAAGAAAGCCAGGCAGUUUGUGUUUGGGUUCCAGGCCAUGGAAAUGAUGAAGAUUACUUCAUCAUUCCCACCAAAAACAACUGGAUACCAGAGUUAUUUUGAAGCAUUUGUUAAAGACAAAGCUAACUACUCUCCAACAAAGGAAGAAAAUGAAGAUGCACUGAGACAGACCCUCCCAUAUAUCAUGCUUCUUGUUUCACCCAUAUUGAUUGUGCUAUUUAUUGCUUCAAGAAAACUUAUUUAACUAUAAGAGAAAUGUCUAUGAUACUCUGGCAGUGUGAUAGUUCAUGCAUCCACUCUGCAUGUAGCAUAAAUGUAAUUGAUCAAACCGUCCAAAUCACAGGAUCCCCCUUAUGUUUCAAGCCAAGGGUCCUAGGCCAAGUCAGGAUCAACUGACGUCACGCACGUGAGCAUUCAGGGUGGGGCUCACCACAAUGGUUCAUAAACCAAAAGUUGCAUUGAACUGAGUUCUAACUGGCUGUUUGGCGGACAAUUUGAUUGAAUGAUUAACACGGAGAAUAUUAAGCAAUCUGAAUUCCUCAAUUUGGAUGGUUCGAUGUGAAUUACAUGUACGUCAUGUGUGAACUGGUUGAGUGCAUGCAUGUGAUACUUCAUUCUGCUGAAGUAUCCUCUAACUAGAGAGGGAAAAAAAUCACCAGAGUUUGUAAAUUAUCCUACGUAUCCAUAUGCAAUGUUCAUAGCUUUGAUUUUUA
Molecule: messenger RNA, 1971 nt
Organism: Magnolia sinica
Lineage: Eukaryota; Viridiplantae; Streptophyta; Magnoliopsida; Magnoliales; Magnoliaceae
Exons: 7
Coding region: 144-1502 (452 amino acids)
Source: RefSeq, a predicted model, not a curated record